GCGGUUGUAGCUUAACCAUAGACUGUACAUACGAGCUUAACUUGUAAUCAGGAACACUUUGACAUGUUUUAUAUCAUACAUGCACCACGGUCUGUUUGUUCGGGAAAAAAACGACUUAAGCUCCCUAGUAGGAGAUUGGCCGUUGGUGUUAUUGUUGCUGCUUUUUUUUAACGGUGCUUUUGAAUGCAGCCCAACUUCGUAUGCGGAAGAACUACCAUAGUGGUAACGGCGAGAACGGCAGGCGAUCAACAACUUCCUAGAAAUGCCCUUUCACCAAUAGUAAACAUGGAAAACGAUCAAGCAGAACAUCAUUCACCAGAAACCUCGACUGAAUUCCCUGAAAACAAGAGAAAUGGCAGCAGAGGUGGAAGUGUCUUUACUGAUGGAUGUUCAGAUGGACCGAGUCCCUCACGAUCUGCAAAGGAGGAAUUUUUGAUGAUGUCUCCUGAACAAAAGCUGCAGCACUUUACCUGUCGGGCUCAAGCCAGUGAAGACAGCCAACAGUUUGACGCUUGCAUUCAGGACCUGGUGCGGUGCGUGGCUCUGACGAGGCUUGUAUACGGAGACAGACACCUAAAACUUGCCCAGGCCCACACCAGACUGGCUAAAGCCUAUUUACAGUUCAAAGGUUGGGGACAGCAGGCCCUGGAUCACUUGGCUUUUCCCAAAGACUUCCUACCUUUCUGCUCCUCUAUGUCCUCCUGUGGAGAUGAAAGGCUGGAAGUUCUCACAUGUCUUCUGAGUGUACACCUUACACAGGGAGGUGCUUCACUUCUAACAGAUGAUUUAGAGGAGGCAGGCCAAGGCUUACUGAAGGCAGAGCAAGUCCUGGAGCAACUUCAUCAGCAUGAUGUUGUCAAUCAACAAGAGAAGAUAAAAACCCAGCUGGAAAUCGCCGGUGGUUUGUACAGUGUCUAUAAGAGACAGGGCCGACCAGAGGAGGCAUUGAAUCAGUGUGAAAAGUCUCUGCGGCUGCUGAAGGAGUGCAAUAAGCCAGAAAAGACUUCUGCUGUUUAUAAGGACAUGGCCGCCAUUGAACAGGACAGAGGUCAGGUGGAUCAAACCAUAGAGCAUCUCUCCAAGGCUCAUGCCAUUGCUGUGAGUCAUAGUCCAGAGGGUCUAGAGGGGGCUCAGAUCUCCCACUGCCUGGCCAUGAUCCUUUCUUCUGCAGCAGAGCCUCAUCACAAUGAGGCUGCAGGUCACUACUUUGAGCAGAGUCUAGGUGCAUACAAGAAGUCUGUAGGCCUACAGGAUCCAGCCUUCCUUAACGCCCAGGAUGACUUCUGUCGCUUUCUUCUUGCAAACGGACGACAGGAGAAAUGUGUGGAGAUCCAGAGAUCCUCUCUUGACUCUAAAAGAUCUGCUUUUGGUGAUCGGAGCUCAGAGGUUGCAGAAACGCUCCAGCUGAUUGGAAGUGCAGAGAUGACUGAAGGCAAGAUGAGCCAGGCCCACCGGACCAUGUCUCAGUGCCUGGAGAUUCAGAGUUGGUUGUACGGGCCUCAGCACAAGAAAACAAAAGCUGUACAGAAAGCUGUUGACAUGCUCGCGAGCAUGCCAGAGGUGACUGAGGCGCAACAGAGGAAACACCGAAGAAAAAAGAAAUCUGACACAUUUUAUGUUGUACCGUCCAGUGGUAACCAGAAAAACUCCUAGUCUCACUCUUAAAAUUCCUUUUAUUUCAUCUCUUCUAUUUUGUUUCAUUUCAAAAUCAAAUACCGCUGUUUAUGUAAGUAUGUGUACAGAAUGUUUAAAGACAUUUUUGAUCCUUCUGUGUGACCAGCACCAGUCCCUGCUGUAAAGGUAAAUGUUUCAAACAUUCUACUAUUUAAGAUUUUGUGAAGGAUUGCACAAAAAACCUGUUUCAAAAAGAAUGUAUUUCUCUGCACGUCAGAUAAAAUAAAAUAAAAUCUCCAACAAGAA
This is a messenger RNA of Nothobranchius furzeri (turquoise killifish), 1920 nucleotides long. It is a transcript of the gene ttc23, whose product is annotated as tetratricopeptide repeat domain 23. NCBI's taxonomy places the organism in Eukaryota, Metazoa, Chordata, Actinopteri, Cyprinodontiformes, Nothobranchiidae. The record is from RefSeq and is a predicted model, not a curated record. Gene Ontology annotation, molecular function: protein binding.